GAAAUGGAUCAUGGAAGACUUUCCACCGCCUCCUCGCAGCACAUCUCGUUCCUAAAUGGAUGAGAGAGCUUGCGGGCAGUGGCCAGAGAAUCAUGCAAAAGGGAUCUUUUUCCCAUGUAAAGUGAUAAAAAAAGGAAUUGGCUGCUGGCAGGGAAAGUCCACGCGGCCAGCGUCGCAUCGUCGCGGUUUAGCCUCCAACCCAAAGGCGAUUCCGGCCCGGAUACUCUCCAACCCCUCGUCAGGUUUACUGAAGCCCACUGAGGAGCUUGGUGAAAUCACGCAUUCCACCAAUCAGUGGUCCAUCGAGCUCCAAGCCCGCGCCAUCUUCGUUUUGAACAAAGGCAGAACAGUUGUGCUGUAGUGCAAGUUCUCUCGCAGUUUCCUCAGAAAA
Messenger RNA from Thrips palmi, 391 nucleotides. RefSeq lists its product as uncharacterized. Lineage: Eukaryota; Metazoa; Arthropoda; Insecta; Thysanoptera; Thripidae. The coding region runs from base 56 to 361 and encodes 101 amino acids. The record is from RefSeq and is a predicted model, not a curated record. The transcript has 3 exons.